AUGGCGACCUCGGGCAACGACGGCGCCAGCUCCAGCAAUUUGCUUGAAAAGUUACAUUCCGAAUUUUUGCGGGGGAAAUCUUCCACUGUUGAUGCUAGCAAAUCCAAGGAUUGCAGCAAAAGCCCAUAUACACUGCCUACUGACGAAACUGAUUGUGAAGAAAUUGAAACUCGGCCAAGCCCUGCACGGGACAGCCACAUUGUGCACAACCCGCGCGAUCGGGGUGCUUCAAGUACUGCAAGUACUUCCAAGGAUGACACCGAGAGUGCAUCGAGUGAUGAACAUAUGAACUUGCUAAAAUCUAUGCAAGCAACCUUGAGUGCUGUAGUUUCGAAGGUUGACUUUAUGCAAAAUCAGUGGUUUGAGGAAGGUGACGAUGGAAUGGACACAGAAACAGGAGACAAUUUAGCUAUUAAUAGAUCGCCCAGGGACCAAGUACCCUAUUUGCAAACCCCAUCGGCAGCAAGCGGUGGCCAGUCGUGUCACGUGACACUGGCGGAUGCAGAGCACGGAAGAGGAGUUACCUCCCCUGGCGCUGUCAUGGCCGCCCCCAUGCCAUCAACAUCCGAGAGCGUCGAAACUCCUUCUGCCAUUCGGAAUCUGGCCGAGAAGUUCAGGCCAACUGAGAAGGUUAGCCCCCCUGUCGACAAAGGGGUUGCGGAGCUUAUUGACGGCCUCAUGACAACAAGGCUGGAGGAGAAACAAAGACAGGAUCUCGGCGAGAAAUAUAACCCACCAUCAAACAUGACAAAAUUACAGCCUCCUAGAGUUAACCCCGGAAUUUGGCAGAUUAUGGACACAGACAGCAAAUCAAGGGAUGUAAAAUCCCAGAAAAUACAGGAAUCUCUCUGCCGUGGACUAGUUCCCAUCACCCUGGCUAUCAAUAGCCUGAAUGCGUUAAGCUGUGAGUCUGAACAAAUCACACAGAUUUUGAGUCAGGUGGUCGAUGGUGUGGCCCUUAUUGCCAGUGCCAGUUAUGAACUGAGCAUUCGUAGGCGUGACCUUAUUCGUCAGGACAUUACUCCAGAAUUCAAAUCUCUUUGUGCACAUGGUAUGCCAGUGUCAGACUUUCUAUUUGGGGACAACCUCAAUGAGAAAAUAAAGGAACUCUCCGAGACAAAUAAGCUUAUGCUCAGAGUUGGCCAGCGGUCCUUCGCCCCUAGGGGUCGUGGAGCAGGCCGUGGAGGUUUCCGAUUCAGAGGACGUGGUGGCCGUUUUUUAGACCAGCGCUCAUUCCGCCAGUCUUACCCCAAGCACCCACCUCAUUAGUGACACUGUUUUUCCUAUUGCAGGUAGGCUAAAGGAAUUCAUUGAUGAAUGGGAACGAUUGACAUUUGAUGAACACAUUCUCCAGAUUGUGAGAGGAUGUAAGAUUGACCUUGUAGAUCUACCAUGCCAGAAUUCUGUCCGAGAAACCAAGCUAAAUGCUACACAAGGUGCAUAUUUGGAUAAAGAGGUUAAGACCAUGCUAGACAAAGGUAUCAUAGAAGCAGUUCCUUCUACUCAGGAGGGUUAUGUGAGCACUGUGUUCCUAGUGCCAAAAUCAGAUGGCACUUAUAGACUCAUCCUGAAUUUGAAAAAACUGAACAACUGUGUUGAAAAACUCCAUUUCAAGAUGGAACACCUUAAAUCUGCUCUUUGUCUCAUUUCUCCGGGCUGUUUUAUGGGCUCUAUUGACUUAAAAGAAGCCUAUUAUGCUGUCAGUAUUGCAGAGGAGGAUAGAAAAUAUUUGCGUUUCAUUUGGAGAGGUAGAACAUAUCAAUAUCAAUGUCUUCCCUUCGGCUUGACGUCAGCUCCUCGCAUAUUCACAAAACUUUUGAAACCUGUGUUCAGUACUUUGAGGGAGAUGGGUUACUUAUCAGUUAUCUAUAUUGAUGACUCUUAUCUCCAGGGACAAACAUUGGCAUUAUGCAAGGAGAAUAUUCAUGCUACGAAACAUCAGCUUGAGAAACUAGGAUUUCUGAUUAACUAUGAGAAGUCAGUGUUACAGCCCUCUCAGAAAAUUGUGUUCUUAGGUUUCAUACUGAACUCUAAAGAAAUGACAAUCUCUCUCACAGACAAGAAAGUCCAAAACUUUCAUCUUCAUUACCGUAACUUGAUUGAGAAAGACUUUGUGACAAUUCGGCAGUUGGCGAAAAUCACUGGAAUUGUUGUUUCUUAUACUAUAGCAGUGCCAUUCGGCAGUUUGUUUGUGAAACGGCUGGAAAUUGAGAAAACGUGUGCCUUGAAAGCGGCGAGAGGUGAUUUUGAAGCUCACACCUCCCUUUCUGAGAGUGUAAGACAAGAUUUAAAAUGGUGGGAGGACAAUGUUGACUCUAGUGGUGCUCCGAUUCGCAGAGAGGAGCCAACACACACACUGACUACUGAUGCCUCUGGUCAGGGCUGGGGGGCAGUGUUAGAUCAUGAACAGCAAAAAACUGGAGGUAGAUGGUCUCUGGAGGAGCUGGAAUACAAAACCAAUAUCAACUAUCUGGAGCUAAAAGCUAUCCUCCUAGGCCUGAAGUGUUUUGUAGACAAUUUAUCAGGGCGUCAUAUACGCCUUCGCAUUGACAAUGCUACUGCUGUCUCCUACAUUAAUCAUAUGGGAGGUACCAGAUCCGAGCUGUGUAACAGUAUGGCCCGUGAAAUUUGGCUGUUGGCGCAGCAUUAUGGUAUGUGGUUGUCAGCAGUCCACCUUCCAGGUACCCAGAAUUGGGUAGCUGAUAAAGAGAGUAGAGUGUUCGAGGACUCAACUGAAUGGAUGUUAAAGCGUGAAAUUUUUCAAUCAAUUACCAGUAACUUUUUUGUGCCUACAGUUGAUUUGUUCGCUUCUCGUUUGAACAGUCAGGUACCUGUCUAUUUUUCAUGGAAGCCAGAUCCAUAUGCUUAUGCCUUUGAUGCUUUGAUGUAUAGUUGGACAGAAUAUAAAUUCUAUGCAUUCCCACCCUUCAGCCUACUGGACAGAGUCAUGGAGAAAGUCAGAUCAGACCGGGCGGAGGGCUUGGUGAUCCUACCAAGGUGGCCAACGCAGAACUGGUACCCAGCGAUGCUGAGAAUGUGUGUGUCUCCACCCCGUCUACUGCCGAGGGGGAGGGGUACACUUGUGCUUCCAUUCAAGGAGUUGUCGGUUCACCCUCUCCACAGGAAACUUCAGCUGAUGGUUUGCCAUUUGUCAGGCAGUGUCUACAGACUCAGGGACUGUCAGAUGACACCAUAUCCAUUGUCAUGCAUUCAUGGAGGGGAGCACCCAAAACAGUACAGAACAUACCUAGUAAAGUAUCGUGAUUUCUGUAAAAGGGAGGGUAGAGACCCCUUUGUACCUAGUGUUAAUACAGUGUUGGAUUUUCUGAGAAAGCUCUAUGACUCUGGUUGUGGAUAUAGUGCCAUUAACACGGCUCGCAGUGCUUUAUCUGCCAUAUUACAAUUUCCAUCAGGCUUACCUAUAGGUCAGCAUCCCUUAGUAAAGAGAUUUUUGAAGGGCAUUUUUAAUCUUAGGCCAGCCUUACCAAGAUAUCAACAUACUUGGGAUGUUGGUGUAGUGUUAGAUUAUCUAGUUAGCUUAGGUAGCAAUGAUCAGUUGUCCCUAAAGACCCUCACGUUUAAACUUACUAUGUUAUUAGCCCUAGUUAGCGGUCAGAGGGUACAGUCUCUACAGUUACUGAGCCUGGAUAACAUGAAGAGAUCCAGAGACAAAAUUGUGUUUGUUAUCCCUAGUUUAGUCAAACAGUCUAGACCAGGUGUUCAUGUGAAACCUGUAGAGAUCUGCCAGUUUGAGAAGGAACCUCUGUGUGGGGUUCGCUGUUUGGAUGAAUAUAUUUCAAGAACAGAGACCCUAAGGCAGCAUUAUCAGUUGCUUGUUAGUUUCAUUGCCCUUACAGAGCAGUGUCCAGAGACACAAUCUCCAGAUGGCUGAAGAUUUUACUGAGUGCAGCUGGAAUAGACACUGAGAUGUUUAAAGGACACAGCACACGGGCUGCUUCUACCAGUGCAGCUCACAGUGCGGGUUUGUCUAUGCAGACUAUAAUGAGUGCAGCUGGUUGGUCUUCUGCGGGUGUGUUCGCCAAGUUUUACAACAAGCCUGUGGACACUCAGCUGUCUUUUUGGUGAAGCAGUACUUGCCUCAACUGAGUGACAUUUGUUCCCAAUGUUGAACACAUUUCCUGAUAUUAAUUCCCUAAAAGUUACAGAUGUCAUGACAGGAUUGCAUUGAUGUGACUGUUUUCUCUAUUUUGAUUCUUAUUGAUGGAAACAAUACUGAUACAUCCUUGUAUUACUGAGUCAAUUUGUUUAAUUAAAGCCAUUAAUCCUU
Messenger RNA from Haliotis rubra (blacklip abalone), 4288 nucleotides. RefSeq lists its product as uncharacterized. The transcript is spliced from 2 exons. NCBI's taxonomy places the organism in Eukaryota, Metazoa, Mollusca, Gastropoda, Lepetellida, Haliotidae. The coding region runs from base 1 to 1269 and encodes 422 amino acids. The record is from RefSeq and is a predicted model, not a curated record.